Fusarium keratoplasticum is the source of this 1128-nucleotide messenger RNA. RefSeq lists its product as uncharacterized. The record is from RefSeq and is a predicted model, not a curated record. The transcript is spliced from 3 exons. Lineage: Eukaryota; Fungi; Ascomycota; Sordariomycetes; Hypocreales; Nectriaceae. Bases 1 to 1128 code for a protein of 375 amino acids.
AUGGCCGAAAAGCCUUCGGUGUUGAUCAUUGGAGGGCUUGGCUAUAUCGGCCGCUUCCUGGCCCUCCACAUCCACAAAAAUGAACUCGCCUCCGAGGUGCGACUCGUCGACAAAGUUCUUCCUCAACUCGCAUGGCUGGCUCCCGAGUUCUCCGAGGCCUGUUCACAGGACAAGUUUAUGCAAGCUGAUGCCAGCCGACCUGAGGGACUAGCGAGAAUCUUUGACCGCCCGGAAGGGAAGCAAUGGGACUAUGUCUUCAACUGUGGCGGCGAGACGAGACAUUCGCAGGAGGACGAAGUUUACAAACUGAGGUCGCUGAACCUAUCUAUCGCGCUAGGCCAGGAGGCGGCCAAGAGAGGUGUCAAGGCCUUUGUUGAGCUGAGCUCGGGUAUGGUUUACAAGUCGGACUCGUCACCGAGCAAGGAAGGAGACAAGCUGAAGCCUUGGAACCGGAUCGCCGUCUUUAAGCUGCAGGCGGAGGAGGAACUCUCAAAGAUCGAAGGCCUCAACCUCGUCAUCGUACGCUUACCACACGUCUACGGGCCAUAUGCUUCCCAGUGGGUUGCGACAGCCUUGUCCAUGGCCCGCACGUAUCAGCACCUGGAGGGAGAAAUGAAGUGGUUAUGGACCAAGGACCUGCGCACCAACACGGCGCACAUUGACGAUGUUACGCGCGCCUUGUGGAUGCUCGCGGCCUGGUACGACGCGGGCAAGGCGGGUUGGGAUGAGGGCAGCAUGGGUAAGAUUCCCAUCUUUAACAUCGUGGACGAUGGCGCGACGAGUCAGGGCACCAUCGCAACCAUUAUCGGCGAGAUCUUCAAGAUCGAGACGGGAUUCCAGGGUCAGCUCAUCAGCACGUUUGCGCGACUCAACCUGGACAGCGUUGUGGACGAUGUCAACGAUGAGCUUCUGGGACCUUGGGCGGACAUUCUUGCCGACGCAGGGAUCACGAGACCAGGACCGUUAACGCCGUUCAUGGAGAAGGAACUCCUCAAGGACACAGACCUCAGCAUGGAGGGGAGCCGACUCAAGACGUUGUUGGGUUUCGAGUACAGCAAGCCCAAGAUGACCAAGGAGCUAUUGGAAGAGGUGAUUGAGAGUUAUCGGAGGAUGAACUGGUGGCCUUGA